Molecule: messenger RNA, 1604 nt
Organism: Ruditapes philippinarum (Manila clam)
Lineage: Eukaryota; Metazoa; Mollusca; Bivalvia; Venerida; Veneridae
Product: C-type lectin lectoxin-Thr1-like
Exons: 1
Coding region: 265-987 (240 amino acids)
Molecular function (GO): signaling receptor activity
Source: RefSeq, a predicted model, not a curated record
GGAAAACAUUGGCUACUUCCAAGACAUGUUAUUACUUCAAAGCAAAUAUGUUAGGAUAUCUUUGCAAAUCAUUUAGAAUAAGCCGUGCGUCACAAAUUCAAAGUACUCGGAUUACAUAAAGAGUUUGUUUUGUACUACAAAGAAGAGAACAUUCACUUUAAAAUUUUAUUCUUUGUCAUAAAGUUUAAUUAUCAAUUCUUUGAAACAAAACCUUCUCUGAACAUAACGAAGAUAUUAAACGUUAGGCGUAACACGUUAUUUGAAAUGAAAAUGAGAGGAGGAAAGGUAUUUUUAGUGUUUAUUUUCUCAGUGGUAAUAGUUACAAUGGACAUUUCCUCGGCGUCAUUGAUACAAAGUAACGGAACAGCUGAGAAAGAUAUUACUGGCGAAAUGUUGUUAAAACUUGGAAGAACGUUGAAUAAGCCAGUAAUUACUUUGUUAGGAAUGGCCAUUCGGAACCUUGAAAAUCUCCACCCUUGCUAUGACUGGACACAAUGGUCAGAAUGUGGUGCGUUAAGAGAAGGGUACAUAGAUUCACGGAUACGAACGAGAAAGUGUGGCAGAUAUCAAUCAGGGGAUAAGUUAACGACGGAAACAGACAUCGGCAUAUGUGAAGGAAUUUGUUCCAAGGCUUAUAAUCUGACUGCAAAUGGAUUUUGUGUAAAAUUGUAUGUCGAAAGGAAAUCAUUUAAUGACGCAGAAAAGCAGUGUCAGGUAGAUGGUGGUCACGUGAUAAACAUUGAUUCAGAGUUGAAGAAUGGUGAUGUUACGAAAUUACUGCAGGGAUUUAAUACACACAUUUACAUUGAUGGUCAGCGCAAGAACACAAGUUCAGCAUGGUUGACCAUAAAUGGUUCCAAGAAACAAUUCUUCCACUGGGCAUCUGGAGAACCACAUAGUGGUCUUUGUAUUAUUAUCCAUAGCAAUUCAUAUUGGUAUGAUUCGACAGUUUGCACUACAAGCAGGCCGUUUAUUUGUGAAAUAUAAAACCAAAAUUUUGAUUGUCAGAAUAAUGCUGGAUUCGUCCAUCGUAGAAUGUAAAUAUUUGAAAAAUUUUAUUACCUAACGUAGUAAGGAAAGGAUAAUAAGUGCAAAACAUAUACUAACUAUUGUACCACUAUAAAAUGAAUUCAUACAAGCAGAUUGUGCAGGUAAUACUCGAAAGUGAUUACAUCAAUUGUAUAAAUAAAUGUGUCUAUAUUGUUUUAUUGAAUAUCUUGAACAGUCCGAAUACUACAUUAGGAUAUUGUUCCAUUACAUGUUUAAAAUACAUAUUUACAUAUGUAUUUCUGCUUGAAAUAGGAAAGCAACAUACGCAGCAACAUGUAAAACAUAUGUACUUAGACAUGUUGUAAAAAUAUCUGAUUUAAAUAUGACAAUUUCUUUGUUAUUCUUUGUUUGUCAAAUACAAGACACCAUAAUCAUGUUUUUUUGAUUGUCAUUAUUCUGUUUAUUAUAUUGCAAGCAUUUGAGUAUAAAUAUCCAAUUUAAAUUAAAUAGUGGUGCCAUCAAUUUUAUGGUGUCAUCACAUAAUUUUAUGCUAAAAUGUUUUAUUUAAUAUUUAUAAAAAAAAAAUAUUGUAUGUAAUAUUAGUGUAUGAAAUC